Suillus clintonianus is the source of this 1272-nucleotide messenger RNA. RefSeq lists its product as uncharacterized. The record is from RefSeq and is a predicted model, not a curated record. NCBI's taxonomy places the organism in Eukaryota, Fungi, Basidiomycota, Agaricomycetes, Boletales, Suillaceae. Gene Ontology annotation, molecular function: protein binding. The coding region runs from base 74 to 1243 and encodes 389 amino acids. The transcript has 5 exons.
CUCGCACACAACGUCACCAAAACGUUGGGGUUCACUCUUACCAUCACGAGCUCGAGGCUGGUAUCAAUCUGUAAUGCCUAUGCAUGUACAACGCCAUGAGCAUUUUUACUUCACUUUUGUCACUUUUUUGGUCGAGGACUGCUUGUUCAGAGUACCUCGUGACACCCUAGAGGCGCAGUCAGACAUCUUUCGCGAUUUAUUUCUAUUGCCUGUUGAUGCCGACAAAGCUGAGGGAGACUCAGACACAAAUCCUAUCGUUCUUGAGGGCAUUCUGAAGGAAGAAUUUCAGUCUCUCAUGAAGGUCUUAUAUCCCAUGCCUUUUACCCGUUUAACCCCGUCUCCGGACGGACUUCCAGCAACCCUCGAGGAGUGGACGGGCAUACUGAAGCUGUCCAGAAUGUGGGGUUUCACCAGCAUCCAGGAAUUUGCCAUCCAACAGAUGGAGCCUAUACUUGCUACGAGACCUCUGGACAAAGUUGCACUUGCUCAGGAUUAUGGGGUCACAGAAUGGCUGGUCCCGGGUUUGCUGCAAUUAGCAAGGAGAGAAGAGCCCGUUGGACCAGAGGAUGUACGGAAACUUGGACUGGAUACUGCGUUAAAGCUGGCCGAUGUCGAGGACUGCUUGUUCAGAGUGCCUCGUGACAUGCUAGAAUCGCAGUCGGACGUCUUUCGCGAUUUAUUUCUACUGCCUGUUCAGACUGGCAAAGCCGAGGGACACUCGGACACAAACCCUAUUGUUCUCGCGGGCGUUCAAAAGGCGGAAUUCCAGUCUCUCAUGAAGGUUUUGUAUCCCAUGACGUUUACCCGCUUACCGUCUCAAGACGGACUUCCAGCAACCCUCGAGGAGUGGACGGGCAUACUGAAGCUGUCCAGAAUGUGGGGUUUCACCCGCAUCCAGGAAUUUGCUAUUCAAAAGAUGGAGCCUAUACUUGCUACGAGACCUCUGGAUAAAGUUGCAUUUGCUCAGGAUUACGGGGUCACAGAAUGGCUGGUCCCGGGCCUGCUGCAACUGGCAAGAAGAGGGAAGCCCGUUGGACUGGAGGAUGUACAAAAACUUGGACUGGAUACUGCGUUAAAACUAGCCGAGGUUCGAGAGAGCGCCACACAGGCCACUGUGUCAGGUGAGCGAUGGGAUUCCGCCUCCGGCCGUUCAGUUAAGACAGUCGGCAUCACUGCGACUGGUUCUCGAGGUGCUAAUUCGUGCGAUUUUACCAAUCGAAUCCGUCAAGUACUUCAUUUGUAGGGGUGAUUUCAAUAUUCUAUAUAUGAUAG